GGUGUUGCUUCCAGCCUUUGUCCUGUGUCUGAAGUAGAAUCAGUGUGUGUGUGUGUGUGUGAAACGGUGACAGAGACAGGCCAGCAGCCAUGGAUGAUGUAUAUAAAGCAGCGGUUGAGAACUUAACAGAAGAGCAGAAAAAUGAGUUCAAGGCAGCGUUUGACAUCUUCAUCCAGGAUGCAGAGGAUGGCUGCAUCAGCACCAAGGAGCUGGGGAAGGUGAUGAGGAUGCUGGGCCAGAACCCCACCCCUGAGGAGCUGCAGGAGAUGAUUGAUGAGGUGGAUGAAGAUGGGAGCGGGACAGUAGACUUUGAUGAGUUCCUGGUGAUGAUGGUGCGCUGCAUGAAGGAGGAGAGCAAAGGAAAAUCAGAGGAAGAGUUGGCUGAGCUGUUCCGCAUGUUUGACAAGAAUGGAGAUGGCUAUAUUGACUUGGAUGAGCUGAAGGCCAUGUUAGAGUCAACUGGUGAGGCCAUCACAGAGGAUGAUAUUGAGGAGCUGAUGAAGGAUGGAGACAAAAACAAUGAUGGCAAAAUUGACUAUGAUGAGUUCCUGGAAUUCAUGAAGGGGGUUGAGUGAUGUAUCACACAGCUGCAUCCUCAAACCCUCUACUAGCUUAACACCACCUGACAUCAUUCCCUGGACACCUUGGACGACGUAUAAAUAAAAAUAACCUUCUUAA
Hypomesus transpacificus is the source of this 678-nucleotide messenger RNA. RefSeq names its product troponin C type 1b (slow) (gene tnnc1b). Gene Ontology annotation, cellular component: myosin II complex. The record is from RefSeq and is a predicted model, not a curated record. The transcript has 6 exons. Gene Ontology annotation, molecular function: calcium ion binding. The coding region runs from base 90 to 575 and encodes 161 amino acids. NCBI's taxonomy places the organism in Eukaryota, Metazoa, Chordata, Actinopteri, Osmeriformes, Osmeridae.